UUUAGGUAAAUGUCAAAAUAAAGACUAACGUAUGAAGACCAUCUAGAAUAGGUUGCUUUACGUUCCGAGGCUCAACUAUAAAAUACCUCCUACGAGGGUCAAUUUCUAGUGUGACGUAUAUACGCACCUGGCACCCUGGGUACUUAGCCUAUGUACCUUGUAAGGCGGCCUGUGGGGCUACAUGCAUAUCGAUAAGCUCAGCUGAUCGCGAAUACCAAAGGAUUCGUUAACAUCGCCUUGUUUGGCUUCUUUGUCAUACUCCAUUACUUAUUUCAACAACCUUUUCAUCACGAAAGAUCACUUCCCAAUAAUCGACCAGCACCAGACGACCAUGGAAAAUAGCGCGAGCGCUUCCACAGCGCUCGUCCGAAAAAGAAAUGACCUGGAGUUGAUGCCCCCUCCGCCACCCCCGAAGCGGAUCAAGAGACCAAAGAAAGUUAUCGACGAGGAUAGCUACACCGAUGCGCUAUCGCAAAUUAUCGCCCGGGACUUCUUUCCUGGGCUCUUAGAGAGCGAAACACAACAGGAGUACUUAGAUGCAAUAGAGUCUAAGGAUGCAGCAUGGAUCUCAAGCGCAAGCCGACGUCUUCAGCAAGUCAUGACUCCGGGACGUCGCAAUACGAGAAGAGGAACAUCAUUGGCCCCGGGCGCGCAAACUCCUAGAAGCUUUGUAGGUGAUACGCCGGUAUCGGUGGCUUCAGAAUCUACUGUGUCUAGCUUGAAGGGGAAGGACGAUAUCGAUACGAAUAUGAGUCUAGGAGCCUUCCAGGCCAAAUAUACGAGUGAGGAUAACGAGAGCUUUUACAAACUCCUCGAUAAGCAAAACUCAAAGAAGGCCGAAAAGUAUGCGUGGCUAUGGACGGGAAACAAGCUGCCUUCUAAGAUGCAGCUGAAACAAAAACAAAUCGAAGCAAAAUUAGCCGAGUCGCGGAGUUUGACGGACGAUGGGUUCAAGAGGGAUCGUUUAGCUAUCAAGGAUCGAGAGGAAAGACCUGCGCAGCCGGAUACGUGGAAGUCGUUGCCGAAUAAUUCGUUGAUGUUUAUCCCUGAGAGUGUAGAGGAUUCCAUGGAGACUAGGGUACAACGAGCAGAGACCGAAUCUCGAGCCGCCCCGAAGGGUGUCAACUACGAGAAUACCAGAUUGCCAGGGUUGAAAGUUAGCGACGACGAAUCGGUACCAUCUUCUCCAUCGCUCUCCGCGAUCCGAGACGCUAUUGCGGGAAGACGAGGAAUGAGCGAGCUAGACUCGACUACUGUGGGAAGCGAAACACCGAGGGUGAACGGGUAUGCAUUUGUGGACGACGAAGAGCCAGAAUACGAACCGCCCGUGGCACCGAAGAUCGAUCUUGGUCCCGGCGAUUCAACACCAAAUCCCUUUAUCAUCAAGGAGCAGAGCAAACGAGAGGCCCUUCACCAUCGUAUGGUCGACCGGAUCUCACAGUCCAAGAGAACGUCUUCCAAGAUCGGCUUGACUGGGAAAGUUGAGAAGACACCUGUUCCGAAAUUCCCAAGCAGUCCUCGUGUCACGGGUGGGUUGACGCCGGCAGCGCAACGGCUCUGGAGUCAGAUUGGAGGAAGUAGUGGUGCUACCCCUCGAACGCCUUUUGGAGGCCAAGGGACUCCAAUGAGAGGAAGAAGCUCCAAGUUGAAGCAGGUGCUGAAAUAGCGCACAUACGAGUAAACACGAAUUAUGAUAGAAUUAUGAUACCCCAAAUAGAGAAUAAUACGCAUUAUACAUAAUAGACUAGGUUAACUAUAUGUUAGUUAUCAAUAUUAAAAAC
Daldinia vernicosa is the source of this 1781-nucleotide messenger RNA. Its product is annotated as nuclear protein DGCR14. Gene Ontology annotation, cellular component: catalytic step 2 spliceosome. NCBI's taxonomy places the organism in Eukaryota, Fungi, Ascomycota, Sordariomycetes, Xylariales, Hypoxylaceae. The transcript has a single exon. The coding region runs from base 332 to 1666 and encodes 444 amino acids. The record is from RefSeq and is a predicted model, not a curated record.